CUUGCUCCUGGCAUGCGGAGACACGCGAGAAACUGACAGCCAGCCGCCGAACAAGUUUUCACCGCUCGCUGGAAGGAAAAAAACAAACUUCUACUCACGUUCACUGCUGUUUCUCCCGGUUUUUCUGUACCCACCUUCACUCGGACACCAUGCCGCGGUCUUUCCUGAUCAAAAAGAAGCUUCACCAUGCCACCAAGAAGCCGAGAUUCGACGACUCAGUGAUCAAACCGUUCCCUGAGUUGGCAGCGACCGUGGAGCCGGGGUUGGUGGUGCCCCCGCCCGCCGUUUGGCCCGUCCCGCUGUGCUACCCGUCGGACGCCGCGGCCGCCAUGGAGCUGGGCGGGCUGCCGCCGCUCCCACUCUCUCCGGAGCCGCCAGCACGGGCCUCGCCGCCGCUACCGAUGGAGGCCGAGCUCCCCGGCGGGGAGACCUCGCACGGCAAGCCGCUGAAGAAGCGCACACCCUCCGGUGGUGGUAGCGACCAGUCGCGGUACCAGUGCCCGCAGUGCGCUAAGUCGUACUCUACCUACAGCGGACUCACCAAGCACAAGCAGUUCCACUGCGUGACCCAGAGCAAGAAGGCGUUCAACUGCAAGUACUGCGACAAGGUGUACGUCUCCCUGGGCGCGCUGAAGAUGCACAUCCGCACCCACACGCUGCCCUGCAAGUGCAAGAUCUGCGGGAAGGCGUUCUCCCGACCGUGGCUGCUCCAGGGGCACGUACGGACACACACGGGCGAGAAGCCGUUCGCGUGCCCGCACUGUUCCCGCGCCUUCGCCGACCGCUCCAACCUCCGCGCCCACCUCCAAACGCACUCCGACAUCAAGAAGUACAGCUGUAAGAACUGCUCCAAGACGUUCUCGAGAAUGUCUCUCCUCACAAAGCACGAAGAAGCGGGCUGCUGUCUUCCCAACCACUAGUCUAGAGAGACUUUCUGAUGUGUAUAUGGACAAACAAACUCGUGUACAGAGAGAGAGAGAACAUAGACUUUUUCGUGAACUUCAUGUGAGAAAACAAACAGGACAUUCCGAGUUCGGAAACUACAUGUUUAAGUUGAGAAACCGCGCUACGAAAGUGCCAGGAUUACCGACAAAACUUUGUUUGUUUACUUGUUGUUGUUAUUAUUUAUGACGUACCGUAAACACGGUAUUCUACUUGUUUUUGGUUCUUCCGAGGGUGGAAUAUGCCCUACCCAACCGCCAAGGUCGCUCGUUUCCGUUUCCAGAUGUGUUCCGGUCCGGUUUGAUUCAAUGGAUUCCGGCUUUUACGUCCACCCAGACGGUAAAGAUAAUUACAUACAUACACAGUUACACCACAUCUGUUAGUUGGAAACUAGUGGAUAUUUCCAAACUGUACCGCUGUUUUUUGACUUGUUAAAGUUGUUUUCAUCACGCCAGUAUGAUUCGCUUUGUAACGCCAAAACCACGGGGGUGCGGUCUCACGUUCUGUGGCCCGCAUGCCGACACAGCUAGCUCGUUCUUUAUACUUUUCACACACACGACGUUGUGGAAAUAAUUAUGACUUGCGAACUGCAAAAGUGAUUUGAACUUCUGUUGUUGUUGUUGCCAUGUUGUGUAGGCGCGUGUUUUGAUCAGGUUACCGAGAGGCGGUGAGAAAGUGUAAAUAUUUCCGCUUGCUCUGUGCCGAAAUCGGACAAUAAUUAUUUCCGCGCCCGGUUUAGAAAUUCAGAACACCGGACCCAGAUGUGGCACCCGACCCGCGGGUCACGCUAGCCUCGCUCUCCAGACUUCCUGUACGGCUUCACAAAACCCUAAUAGCAGUCAGCCAAUCAGACAAAAUAGCCUCGUAGUUUCUAUACGAGAUAUGGAUUUUUGAAAGAGAGUGUGUAUUCGGCUAACUGCUUUGUUGUUGCCCGUGAAGAAGACUGGAGAUCGAGACUAUGAGGAAUCAUUCGGAAACGAUUUUCUUGUUGUUGAGUUGAAUACUUGUUUAUUUCAACAUUGAGUUAUUAUUUAUAACUUUGUAUAUUUCUGUACAGAUUUUUACCAGAGAUUAACGCCCUAUGUUCAGGAAACAGAGAGAGAUGUUAUGUUUCUAUUAUUGAGUAACAAAACUUUUGUUAUGGAAUAAAAGCCCUUGUUCCGA
Molecule: messenger RNA, 2106 nt
Organism: Branchiostoma belcheri (Belcher's lancelet)
Lineage: Eukaryota; Metazoa; Chordata; Leptocardii; Amphioxiformes; Branchiostomatidae
Product: zinc finger protein SNAI2-like
Exons: 2
Coding region: 150-920 (256 amino acids)
Biological process (GO): regulation of DNA-templated transcription
Molecular function (GO): RNA polymerase II cis-regulatory region sequence-specific DNA binding; DNA-binding transcription factor activity, RNA polymerase II-specific
Source: RefSeq, a predicted model, not a curated record